UCAGAGCUACAAAAUGGCUACAAUCCUUCAUAAGCAAGGUUCCGUCGUCGCUGUUUCACACGAUAUGAUGAUGGUUCGCUAUGAUGGAAAAGGUGUUCUUUUUAAGAAGGAAUUGCUCACUCGUGGAUAUAAACAUGACGAUAUAGUUCAAUUCAAUGCUAGAAAAGCUACAACUGUAGAUAUUGAAGUUGGCGAUAAGCUAUCACAAAUGGCAAACUAUGAACUCGCUUGGGUUGGCACUGAGCUUAAAUUUAUCAAACAAGGACGAAUGUUGGUUGCUGAGGGUGCAGUUAUCAAUAUUCCCGAUGAUAAAGCUCAGUAUAUGUUCGUUGACUGGAAAUAUACCAAAAAUCCGCCAACUCUUGCCAAGGCUAUACUAAGCCUUUGACAACCAAUGUAUUCGUGACUCGAGCCACUGUUCGUCCUGACGUUGAGAAGUUGACUGAAAUGUUUAAGCCGGGCCAACGUGUCAAAUUUGUUGCACGAGAGCAAGCGCCGAAUGAGAGAGGAGUCUGUUGGAGAGCCGCGUUGGCUACUGAUGAAUAUCAUGAUAUUGCGAUAGAUGUUCCCAACGCUCACGGCCGCCAAACUUAUCGAGUAAUUCCAAAAGCCGGAGUUUGUCCGCCAGCUCCCCUUCAACAACGUCCUUUAGCUCCUCCAAACCCCCAAGUUCCGUCUACUUCCGCUUGGAACAUAGCCCCCACUCCAACUCCAGUCACUGUACAGAGACCUUUGAGAAAACCGGUUACUCCACAACCAGUUAAAAGUGCAUUUCAAGCUCAGAAGCCACCACCAAUCGAUGGAUUCGACUAUUUUGAUAGUUCAAAGGAGGCUUGUGCGGCGAGAUUCCGGAACUUUGCAAACACCUACCGUAAGAACAAUCCGAAUUGCAUUUUCUCGCAGCCUUGCUUCGAAGGAGCUCUGAAAAUCAAAUAUCUCAAUCAGAUACACGAAGAAUUGACUGUCAUGCGUGAAGGAGAAGUCGAUGUUUAAUAUUUUAUCUUUAAAAUUAUUUAUUUUUUUUAUUUCGCAUCCCACGUGUAUAUUUUACCGGUAUUCAAAUCCCCCUCGGGUACGAAAUGAAUUGAAUUUUGUUAUUU
Molecule: messenger RNA, 1100 nt
Organism: Caenorhabditis elegans
Lineage: Eukaryota; Metazoa; Nematoda; Chromadorea; Rhabditida; Rhabditidae
Gene: M01F1.8
Product: Lipoprotein
Exons: 5
Coding region: 14-388 (124 amino acids)
Source: RefSeq, marked reviewed